Messenger RNA from Mesocricetus auratus (golden hamster), 1941 nucleotides. RefSeq lists its product as uncharacterized. NCBI's taxonomy places the organism in Eukaryota, Metazoa, Chordata, Mammalia, Rodentia, Cricetidae. The transcript has 6 exons. Bases 81 to 1436 code for a protein of 451 amino acids. The record is from RefSeq and is a predicted model, not a curated record.
GAUUCAGAAGUGGCAAUAGGGGAAGAAACGAGAACUUUUUCAGACCAAGAUUUCUAGAAAAUCAUCCUUCAUUUCUUCUGAUGAGACAUGACAGCAGUGAAGAUCGAUCAGGGUGGAAUGGAAACCAGUCUGAAGAGAGACAACCAGAAAUACAAGGAAAUCAAGUUUCCUUCAGGAGAUUUCAUGACCACUCCCAGUCUCGUGGCCGCCCCAUUAACAGAUCUUAUGGCCACCACUCCAGAUCUCCUAGCCCGUUCAGGAGAGCUCCUGUCCACUCAAAUAGACUACAUCAUGAUAGACCACAUCAUGACCACUUAGAUAUGCCAUAUCAUGACCACUCAGACAGACCCCAUCUUGACCACUUGGAUAGACCUCAAGAUGAUCACUCAGAUAGACCCCAUCAUGACCAUGCAGGUAGACCAUAUCAUGACCACUCAUAUAGACCCCAUCAUGACUACUCAGAUAGAUCUUAUCAUGACCACUCCAAUAGACCAUAUCAUAACCACUCAGAUAGACCCCAUCAUGACCACUUAGGUAGACUCCAGCAUGACCAUGCAGGUAGACCCAUUGUUGACGACUUAGGUAGACUCCAGCAUGACCAUGCAGGUAGACCCAUUGUUGACCACUUAGAUAGACCCCAUCAUGACCACUUAGUUAGACCCCAUCAUGACCACUCAGAUAGACCACAUCAAGACCACGCAUAUAGACCCCAUCUUGUCCACAUAAGAAGAGCUCAUCGUAGCCAUGCAAGGCUAGCUCACCGUGGCCAGAGAGGGAGAGAUCAUCUUAAUCACACAGGUCUGGCUCUUCCCAACCAUUCAGAGAGAGCUCAUCUUAGCCACAGAGGGAGAGCUCAUCGUGGCCAAAGAGGAAGAGGUCGUUCUAGCCCUACAGGGCUAAUUCGUCGCAACCGUGCUGAGAGAGUUAAUAAUGACCACUUAAGGAGACUUCAUCAAGGCCGUGUAGGGAGAGCUCAUAACAACAAUACAUGGAGAUCUCGCAGAAAUGAAGAGAGGUACCGUGGUCAGAGAGGAAGAUUUGGAAGAAACCAAACAUCACCAGAAUCUGACCCUGAAAUUGACAGAACUUCUACAAUAAGAGAACAGACUGAAUACUUACUGGCUCAGGAACGGCAGAGAAAUGAGAUAAUUAAUCUGAAUGGAGGGGUGACAGAAGAAGGCUAUAGUUCUGAUCAUAGUGACAGAAGUUCUGACAGUUUAUGGAGACCUGAAGUUGAUGCUGAAUUCCUGAAUGGUAGAUACACCACAAUUAAGACUUUUACACGUCACCCAAUAGGAGUAAGAAUGAGCUACAGUGUCGGAGCAUGGAAUAAUCGGACUAACCUGUCGCUCCACACUAGAUUCACCAUACUGAGGUCUUUGAGACGUGCCAGAUUGAACAGUAUGAACAAUAGACAAGGAAGACAGGGAGACUGAACUGUUCUUUCCUGUCAAGGGGUUGCUGCUAAUUGCACUGAACCAUACUUAGGAGCAUAAGUAUAUUCUUAGAAUGUUAGACUCUAGACUGUUAUUAUUGAAAUACUUUCUUAGGUAGGGUGUGAUGUCACGAUUUUGUUGAUACUAAACACUUGGAAGAAAAAUUGUUUAGCACCGUUUGUAUAAGAGAAUAAGGAGAUGAGCAAAAAGAAAGCUCGUUUAAGUGGGUUAUUUUAGGAAACUAGCUGUCUUUAGAAAUAUAUGGGUUUUUUUCAAUGUGAGAGAAAAGUAUAAUUUACUGUAGUCCUUAAGCUCUGCAACCUAUACAACUGAUAAUAAAGUUUUCUCCACAAAACCAAUCCCUGUAAGUAACUUUAACUACGGUAUUACUGUAAUAGUAAACUUUUAUACUGUUACAUUUUAUAGAAAUUUGUACUGUAGCAUAAAAUGAAGUGUAACAUCUUCUGUUGUUGACUUUGUAAACACAUGAAAAAUAAUAAAGAGU